GCUAUUCCCAAUCCACGUCCGAGAUGGCUAUCUCGAAGAAGGCAGGGAAGAAGCCUGUGGCGAAGAAGGCCGGGGGAGGUCCUGGAAAGGUGGCCAAGGCGGACUGGAAGGAAGGAUUCAAGAAGAAACAAGUCGGUGUAUCGGACAUGACCUUGUUGACGACGAUCAGCAAUGAAAGCAUCAACGAGAACCUGCAGAAACGCUGGAAGAGUGGGGAGAUUUAUACAUAUAUUGGCCCCGUCCUCAUCUCCGUCAACCCAUUUCGAGAUCUUGGUAUCUACACCGAUGAGGUCCUUCAACGAUACAGAGGCAAAAACAGGCUUGAGGUUCCACCUCACGUCUUCAGCAUUGCUGAGGGUGCCUACUACAACAUGAAGGCGUAUCAUGAGAACCAAUGCGUGAUCAUCUCUGGAGAAUCCGGGGCGGGCAAGACGGAAGCAGCGAAGCGAAUCAUGCAAUACGUUGCUGCUGUAUCCGGUGGAGAGGACAGUGGGAUCCAACAGAUCAAGGACAUGGUUCUUGCAACGAAUCCGCUCCUGGAGAGCUUUGGAUGUGCUAAAACGCUGCGCAAUAACAAUUCCAGUCGCCAUGGAAAGUACCUUGAGAUCAUGUUCAACAGUCAAGGGGAACCUGUCGGAGCACAAAUCACCAACUACCUGCUCGAAAAGGGCCGCGUCGUCGGACAGGUGCAGGACGAACGCAACUUCCACAUCUUCUACCAGUUCACGAAGGCUGCAUCGAGUGCGCAAAGGGAUGAGUUCGGCCUUCAGGGCCCCGACGCGUAUGCGUACACUAGCUUGAGUAAUUGUUUAGAAGUGGAGGGCAUAAAUGAUGAGCACGAUUUCACCGAAACCCUAAACGCGAUGCAAGUCAUCGGUUUGACAGCUGAAGAACAAAACGAUAUUUUCCGCAUGCUUGCCAUCGUGCUUUGGCUGGGAAAUGUUCAGUAUACCGAAGGCGAUGACGGCAACGCAGUAAUUGCGGAUACUUCAGUCACGGAUUUCAUCGCGUAUCUCAUGGAGGUCGAUGGUGCACUGGUUCAGAAGGUGAUGACGACGAAAGUUGUCGAGACUCAACGCGGAGGGAGACGUGGUUCUGUCUACGACGUCCCAUUGAAUCCAGCCCAGGCUUCAGCAGGGCGCGAUGCACUGGCCAAAGCCGUUUACAAUAAUCUAUUCGAAUGGAUAGUUUCGAGGAUCAACAUCUCAAUGAAAGCUCGCGGGGGUGUUGCUCAGCUGAUUGGCAUCCUGGAUAUCUUUGGCUUUGAGAUCUUUGAGGAAAACUCCUUCGAGCAAUUAUGCAUCAACUACGUCAACGAGAAGUUGCAGCAAAUCUUCAUUGAGCUCACGUUGAAAGCGGAACAGGAAGAGUAUGUGCAAGAGCAGAUCAAGUGGACUCCCAUCAAGUACUUCAACAACAAGAUCGUGUGCGAUCUCAUAGAGGAACGACGACCUGCUGGAAUUUUUGCCACGCUCAACGACGCCUGUGCCACUGCUCAUGCGGAUCCUACCGCCGCUGAUAACAGCUUCAUCCAGCGGUCAAGUAUGCUUUCCAGUAACCCACACUUCGAGUCGCGUGGAACCAAAUUCCUUGUCAGGCAUUACGCCGGUGACGUGAUGUACAACGUGGCUGGAAUGACGGACAAGAACAAGGAUGCGCUGGUGAAGGACCUCUUGGACCUGAUUGGAACCAGCGGAAAUCAGUUUCUGCAAGGUUUGUUCCCUGACCGUCCCGAUCCCAACAGCAAGAAGCGUCCACCUACUGCGGGUGAUAGGAUCAAGGCCUCCGCGGGCGCUCUGGUCGAAAACCUCAUGCGCUGCCAGCCGUCAUACAUUCGCACGAUCAAGCCGAACCAAAACCGAAGCUCUACGGAAUAUGACUCGCCCGCAGUUUUGCAUCAGAUCAAAUACCUCGGAUUACAGGAGAACAUUCGCGUGCGGAGAGCGGGUUUCGCCUACAGGAACACGUUCGAGAAAAUGAUUGAGAGAUUCUACCUUCUGUCUCCGGCUACUUCCUAUGCCGGCGACUAUAUCUGGCAAGGCGACGCGAAAUCCGGUUGUGAGCAGAUCCUGAAGGAUACGGGCAUAGCUAGAGAUGAGUGGCAGAUGGGCGUUACAAAGGCGUUCAUCAAGAAUCCCGAAACUCUUUUCGCCCUUGAAACGAUGCGCGACCGAUAUUGGCAUAAUAUGGCAGGUCGCAUUCAACGGGCAUGGAAAAAUUACAUGCGUUACAAGCACGAAUGCGCCCGACGCAUACAACGAUUCUGGAAGAACAACAAGGAGUCCAUCGAGUACGCCAAGAAGAGGGACUAUGGCCAUCAAAUCCUUGCGGGUCGCAAGGAGCGCAGGCGCUUCAGUCUUCUUGGUUAUCGCCGAUUCAUGGGAGACUACCUUGAUGUUAAUGGCAAGAGUGAUCUUGGCGCAGAGCUCCACGACGUAUGCGGUCUCGGUUCCGAGUCGGUGGAGUUUAGCUCCCGAGCGCAAGAACUUGUUUCUAAGCUGGGUCGUUCCAGUAAACCAAGCCCUCGCUACCUCAUUGUAACGCAAAAAGCCGUGUACAUUGCGGUGACUAACUCCACGAAGGAGGGCGGCAUCAUCACAAGUCUAGAGCGCAAGAUACCCUUGAUCACUAUCAAGAGUAUCGCUGUGUCUAAUCUUCGUGAUGACUGGCUGGCCUUAAAUACGAACAAUCCGGAGGAAGCGGAUCCUAUCAUUAGCUGUUAUUUCAAGACGGAAUUCUGCGCGACUUUACUCAGACUGACUCAGGCAAGCAUCAAUCUGGUGAUAGGACCCACCAUUCAAUAUUCCAAGAAGAAGGGCAAAUUGGCGGAAGUGAAAUUCAUCAAGGAUGAGACUGUACCGAGAGAUGACGUGUACAAGAGUCAUACGGUACACGUCCCAUCUGGUGAACCGCCAAGCAGUGUGUCCAAGCCCGUUCCGAAGCCGAAGCCCGGAGUAGUACGUCCGAUCACUCAAGGGAAGCUCUUAAAGAAAGGCGGUCCGUCAAGUAGACCCGCGGCGUCCCGGCCGAAACCCGCGGCGCAGGCCUUACCAGGAAAGUCGGCGCCAACCGUGACCGCAAAGCCGUCAGUUGCCACGGCGGCGUCGGCGUCGGCGGUGCGUGCCCCGCCGCCGCCUCCCAGUCGAGCUGCUGCGCCUCCACCGCCGCCUGUAGAACCGGAUGUGGAACGAUACAAGGCUAAAUUUGCCUUCGAAGGUCAAGAGGGGGAGAUGUCGUUGAAGAAGGAUGAUGUCGUAGAACUGGUCGAGAAGGAUGAUAACGGGUGGUGGUUAGUGAGGAAGAAUGGAGUUGAAGGUUGGGCGCCUUACAAUUACCUGGAGCUGGUUCCGCCGGAAGCCAAGGCUGCUCCUCCGCCCCCGCCCCCACCUCCUGCUGCUAGAAGACAGCCACCGUCCGCGCCGUCAACGAGUGGAUCUGCCAAAUCCAGUGCACCGACUCCCAAAGUUGCAGUAUCUAUCAAGUCCCUUGCCGCAGAUGUCUCAGCCAAGCCCGUGUCCGUAUUCCCUGGUAUGGCACCAGCCAACGGAUCGGCAACACCAUGGAAGAAGCAUGCCGCUGUUCCAACAUCCAAUGCUGCUUCGGAAGACAGUUCGCCAGCUUCUUCACGCCCCCCCAGCACAUUAGGACGCGCUCCUCCGCCAUUGGCGGCCAAGCCUAAACCGCCAGCUCCGCCGUUGGCAUCUAAACCAGGUGCACCUAAGCCUCCAGGAAAGCCUGCUGUGCCUUCUGCCCCCAGGCCCACACCCGCCGCGCCGCCUCGGCCAGGAGGCGUUUCCAGACCGGCGGCAGCACCAGCAGGGCAAAUGGACUUGGCUGCCGCCCUUGCCAGGCGUGCUCAGCGCAUAGCGGAAAAUGAUUGAUGUGCAAGACCGGCGGU
Messenger RNA from Punctularia strigosozonata HHB-11173 SS5, 3898 nucleotides. RefSeq names its product myosin class I heavy chain. Gene Ontology annotation, biological process: endocytosis; actin filament organization; vesicle transport along actin filament. The record is from RefSeq and is a predicted model, not a curated record. The coding region runs from base 24 to 3881 and encodes 1285 amino acids. The transcript is spliced from 16 exons. Gene Ontology annotation, molecular function: ATP binding; microfilament motor activity; actin filament binding. Gene Ontology annotation, cellular component: cytoplasm; actin cytoskeleton; vesicle. Lineage: Eukaryota; Fungi; Basidiomycota; Agaricomycetes; Corticiales; Punctulariaceae.